UCGCUCCAUCGCUAAAUUCGCGCAUUCCGCACCAUCCGAUCAUUCAUACGGGAUAAGGGACGGUCGUUUUCUGUGCCUGGGAAUGAGGGGGACGGCCAAGAAGCAGGACUGUCGGAAUCGGAAUCGGAACCUGUCACCGUCUACUACCGCAACAGCUACUGCCAACACCACCACCACUGCUGCCGCUACUCCCGCUAGUCUGCCUGAUCGUCGACGACUUCGCGCAUCAGCGUCUCACAUACUACCACACCACCAUGAGUCCCUUCCCAGCUGACCACGCGGUGGCGGCGCCGCUGUCGUCAUUCUCCGCGUCCGUCGCUGGGCGCUUUGCCAGAAGGGCUUUCCGCAUCUUGACUCGCGCCGACGAAGUCGAUCCUUGCCAUCCGCGGCCUAACAUUGACCUCUGCGAGAAGCCCAACGCGAGCAAUAGCACCACCGCAAUCGUCGUCGGUACCUUGGGCGGCCUCCUCGCAUUCGUCACCAUCGCAACCCUCGUCAUACUCCACAUCCGGCACCAGAGGAAGGACGAGCGCGAGUGGCCCAAGAACAGCCAGCAGGAGCUCGACGACUACGGUGUCGGGCCCAUGCCGGCGGCGCCCCCCAAGUCCAAGAGCGCGUACCAGAAGCCGCGCGCCGACGCGGACGACGGCGCCGAUUACCUCCCUCCUCCCCGCCGCCGGGACUCGCUGCAGUCCCUGGCGCGCUCGAUCCGCGGCACCGACUCCGCGUAUCGGUCGCGCCCCGACGAUACCUCGCACGCCAUGAAGCCCGUCGAGCCGCUGAGCCAGGUUUAGAAGUCAGAGAGAGCAAGAAGGGGGGGAAGGGGGGGGGCGAUGAGAAGCUGCCGGACCUGGUCCGGAGUUGGAUAAAAGCCGAGCUGGGUCAAAUCUAAAGCGGAACUGGUUCCGGCUAUCGCAAAAAGAUGCGCCUAUCUUCACUCCAGCGUGUCGUCGAUAUAUGUGUUACUGUCGUUAUGUAUAUUGCGUGUGU
Durotheca rogersii is the source of this 990-nucleotide messenger RNA. RefSeq lists its product as uncharacterized. The record is from RefSeq and is a predicted model, not a curated record. Bases 255 to 794 code for a protein of 179 amino acids. Lineage: Eukaryota; Fungi; Ascomycota; Sordariomycetes; Xylariales; Xylariaceae. The transcript is spliced from 2 exons.